AUGCUGGCCCUGAGGCUGCUCAACGUGGUGGCCCCCGCCUACUUCCUGUGCAUCUCCCUGGUGACCUUGGCGCUGCAGCUCUUCCUCUUCCUGCCCAGCAUGCGCCAGGACCCCGCGGCUGCCCGGCUCUUCCCUCCCGCACUGCUCCACGGGGCGCUCUUCCUGUUCCUCUCCACCAAUGCCCUGGGCAAUUAUGUCCUGGUCAUCCAGAACUCCCCCGACGACCUGGACGCCUGCCAGGGGCCCUCGGCCAGGAGGGCCCCGUGCCCCCCGCCCAGCACCCACUUCUGUCGAGUGUGCGCCAGAGUCACCCUGAGGCAUGACCAUCACUGUUUCUUCACGGGCAACUGCAUCGGCAGCAGGAACAUGCGCAACUUCGUCCUGUUCUGCCUCUACACCUCCCUUGCCUGCCUCUACUCCAUGGUGGCCGGCGUGGCCUACAUCUCAGCAGCCCUUUCCACCUCCUUCGCCCACCCCUUGGCCUUCCUCACGCUCCUUCCCACCUCCAUCAGCCAGUUCUUCUCCGGAGCUGUCCUCGGUUCUGAAAUGUUCGUCAUCCUCAUGCUCUACCUCUGGUUUGCCAUCGGCCUGGCCUGCGCGGGCUUCUGCUGCCAUCAGCUGCUGUUGAUCAUCCGGGGACAGACCCGCCACCAGGUGCGGAAGGGGGUGGCGGUGAGGUCCCGGCCCUGGCGCAAGAACUUACAGGAGGUCUUCGGGAAGAGGUGGCUGCUGGGCCUGCUGGUCCCCAUGUUCAACGUCGGAGGUGAGAGCUCCAAGCAGCGGGACAAGUAG
Messenger RNA from Neomonachus schauinslandi (Hawaiian monk seal), 792 nucleotides. It is a transcript of the gene ZDHHC22, whose product is annotated as zinc finger DHHC-type palmitoyltransferase 22. The transcript has 2 exons. Gene Ontology annotation, biological process: protein palmitoylation. Gene Ontology annotation, cellular component: Golgi apparatus. NCBI's taxonomy places the organism in Eukaryota, Metazoa, Chordata, Mammalia, Carnivora, Phocidae. Bases 1 to 792 code for a protein of 263 amino acids. Gene Ontology annotation, molecular function: palmitoyltransferase activity. The record is from RefSeq and is a predicted model, not a curated record.